UUUUUUGAUGACGAAAUUGUGUUGACUCUCCAUCAGAAACUCCUCCUCCUGAGGAAGAAGGCUGUCUAAAACCAGAGUCCCCUCCCCAAAAUUUUGGUGCUUGGAAAAUCAUUCCAUGUUCUUGCCAUUUCGGCCGUGAUCACACGAGAUUUUGCUAACUAGGAUUCUAAGGCACAUGAACUAAUUUGGACCUGCAAGCAAUUUUAUUUUAAGAGGACAGAUAAGGCAGCGUAUGCGUGACACUGUAGCAACUGUUGCACCUGCUGAUCUGUGUGUACCCUUGGGACCAUCAACUGGAAGACCAACCAAGAGUCGAUAUAUCCUGUUAUAAUGAGUAGUGUAGGGUCAGAAGUUGUUCGCAUUCUCUCAACAUUCACGAUAAAGCCACAAUGCAUCAUAGAAGAGACACAAAAGGAAUUCAAUUUAACACCCUGGGAUCUUUCUUUUCUCUCUGCACAACCAAUACAGAAGGGUCUUCUCUUUGCUAAAACCCCAUCUUUCUCUGAUCACGAAUAUCCAUUAUACUCCAUGAUCAAAAUCAUUGAACAACUCAAGAACUCACUAUCUCUUACACUCAGUCACUUCUAUCCACUCUGUGGUCGCUUAUCGACUAGAAAACAAGAUGAUCCACCUUCAUAUACAGUUCUCUUAGACUGCAGUGACUCACAAGGAGCUGAGUUCAUCUACGCUAUUGCGGAAAAGGUCACAGUUGCAGAUAUUCUAAACCCACUCAAUGUACCACCAAUAGUGAGAUCUUUCUUUGCUUUAAAUGGAUCCAUAAACCAUGAUGGUCACACCGAGCCUUUGCUUGCUGUACAGGUAACAGAGCUUGUUGAUGGGUAUUUCGUUGGUUGUUCUUUUAACCAUGUUGUGGGUGAUGGCACCUCUUUCUGGCAUUUUUUUAGUACAUGGGCAGAAAUUUGUAGAAAAAAAGGAAACGUGGAGUCCAUUUCACCCCUCCCUCCUAUUACUAAACGCUGGUUUUCCGAGGAGGAACAACAAGAAGAUUACACCGGCUUCAACCUUCCAUUUUCUCACCAUGAUGAGUUUAUUGAGCGAACCAUUGCAUCACCACCACUCAGCAAGAGGAUUUUUCAUUUCUCAGCUCAAUCAAUCACUCAGCUCAAAAGUAAAGCGAAUAGCGAGGCCUGCACCAAUAAGAUCUCUUCAUUACAAGCCUUGAGUGCGCUAGUCUGGAGGUCAGUGACACGGGUCCUGGGUGUGCAUGAAGAGCAAGAAACAGCCUGCAGGUUGCUCGUUAAUGAUAGGUUAAGAUUAAACCCACCUUUGUCCAUCAACUACUUUGGUUGUUGUGCAGGGUCAGUGACAGGUAUAACCACGUCAAGAGAGCUACUUGGCCACGAGCUUGGAUGGGCAGCUUGGUUGUUGCAUGAGGCUGUAGCUAGUCGAACUGAUGAUAAAGUGCGUCAGUGGCUAAAUGUUUGGCCAAAGAAUCCCUCAUUUCUCCCAGUUAGACGUGUCCCUGGUCAGGCGAUGGUGUCCAUUGGUAGUUCGCCGAGGUUUGAUAUGUACGGGUGCGAAUUUGGUUGGGGAAAGGUAAUAGCUGUCCGUAGUGGGUCAUCUGUGAAUUACAGUGGAAAUGUAUGGUUGUACCCAGGUCGUGAAGGUGGAGGGAGUGUGGACUUAGAGCUAUGUCUUCCGCAGGAAACUAUGUCUGCACUUGAGUCUGAUGAAGAAUUCACAAGCUCACUUUGAAAGUCUGCUGUUGCAUUACGCCUAAAUUUGUGAGUUCGUCUCUCUCCCUUCCUCUCUGUGGUAAAAUUUCUUCCUCUGAUUCUACCGGGCUUUCACCUCUCUUUUUGCUGUACUACAUCUACACAUCUGUGUGCUAUUUUCUACUACAUUUUCUUGCCUAUAGUCAGUUCCUUGUUGGUAGUUAAAUAUGGUGUGGAGACUAAUGAGCUUUGUUGCAAACACACUAAUAGAGCUAUGCAUGCAAAAUGUAGCUGCUCAAAGGAUACUAUCACCAUUGCCAUGAUUUUGAAAGUUUGCAAGUGUUGGCUAAUGUAAAAUGUGUAGUAAAAUGAUUAUGGUUCUCCCCUGA
Molecule: messenger RNA, 2065 nt
Organism: Papaver somniferum (opium poppy)
Lineage: Eukaryota; Viridiplantae; Streptophyta; Magnoliopsida; Ranunculales; Papaveraceae
Exons: 2
Coding region: 331-1716 (461 amino acids)
Source: RefSeq, a predicted model, not a curated record